CCAGGGGAAUCUUCCAGCCCAGGGAUGGAACCUGGUCUGUAUUGCAGGCAGAUUCUUUACCAUCUGAGCCUCUUGGGAAGCCCAAAAUAUAUAAAAUUAUAAAGAUAUAAGUAUUGCUAGGUUGCUCUCUUGGAAAUAUCACACUAACACUUCCAGUGAAAUCUUAUGAGAGUACCUGCUUCCUUGAACCCCAUCUUACACUGUCUAGUAGUAGAGGAAAAAAGUCUUUUACUAUUUUCAGGACAGAAGUCAUAGCUCAUUAUGUUAUUUUGCUUUUAUAUGAAUAUUAGUGAGGUCAAACCUUUAUUGGCCAUGUGUGGGUUUUUCUUUUCUUUUUUCCUGUAGCGAGUUAUCUGUUUUUUAAUAAACACACUGUCUUGGGCUUCACUUGCUUAUUGACUUUUAAGUAUCUUUACAUACAAAAGAAAUUAAAUUCUUCAGUUCUUUAUGUCAUUGUUUGAAACAUUUUUCUGGGGACUUCUGGCCAGUGUGGCAGAGGAAGCUGACAUGGAAGAGACUCCACUUGGCUUCCCUGUAUUUCAAAUGUGGGGUAAAGUGUAUUAAGAUAAUUUAUGGGCAUGUGGCUGAGCUAGGAACCAAGAGGAGGAAAUCCCCAGGUGGCAGAAAUGAAGGAAAGCUCACACAGGAAGGCAGUGCUGAGCAUCUGCUGGGAGCUGAGAGUCACAAAGGAGUACUGUUCCAGUUACCAUGACUGCAUCACAAACUUCUCCAAAACUUAGUGGUACACAACAGCCCUUUAUUGUGCUCACGGAUGCUGUGGGACCGUGCUGGAAUUUGGAUAUGGCAGCGACAGCUUGCCUCUGCCUCGCCAUGUCUGGGGCCUCAGAUGGAAGAUCUGGAGGCUUGGGUCUGGGAACACCUGCAGGCAGGCUCACUCCUCCGUCUGGCGGCUGAUCCUGGCAGUGGACUGAGACCUUAGCUGUGGAUAUCAGAUGGAACCUUUCUGUGGUGGCCUCUCCCUGUAACUCAGCUUCCUCAGAAAAUGGUUUUUGCUUUUCAGAAAAGUCCCAUUACCACGUGGUUCAGGGACCACAGUUGAAGAAGUUGGUGUAUUAACUGAUCUGAUACCUCUGAAACCCAGGGCCAGGCAGAGACCAUUUGAGAGCAUACAGAGAGAUGUACAGCAGUUUCCAAGCUCAAGGAGCUCUGGUGCCCUGUAGAUGGCAGUCUCUCUAAAGAUGAGCUUGUAGGGGCUUCCCUGGUGACGCAGUGGUAAAGAGUCGCCUGCCAGUGCAGAAGACUUGUAUUCAGUCGCUGGUCCGGGAAGAUCCCACACACGCUGGAGCAACUAAGCUGGUGUGCCACUUUGAACCUGUGCUCUCGAGCCUAGAGGCCACAACUACUGAAGUCCGGCAGCUCUGAAGCUCAUGCUCCACAACAAGAGAAGCCACCACGUGAAAAGCCCGUGCACCGCAACUGGAGAGUAACCCCUGCUCACUGCAACUAGAGAAAAGUCCACGCAGCAACAAAGACCCAGCACAGUCAAAAAAAUGAAAAACCAGAAUCCCACCUUCCAAUGCAGGGAACUCGGGUUCAAUCCCUGGUAGGGGAACCAGGAUUCCACAUGCAGCUAAGCCUGCAAGCCACGACUAGAGAUGCCCACACUCCACAAUGGAGGCCCAGUGCAGCCCAAAACUUUUAAAAAAUAAAAAUGAUCUUGCAGUCAAAGGUUAUAAAUCAUACAAGGAAGUGGAACCACAAGGAAGGAGACCCAGUGGAUGCAGCAAAUGGGAGAUCUAUGCUGAAAAAAGUAAAAUAAUACACAUCUUGGAAAAAAAGUUUUAUAGUAUUUAAGGAGAUGAAGGGAUGAAAACCAUAAGGCAAGAAUGGGACAGUGUGAAUAAGAACAGGAGAGGUCUAAGACUGCACACUUAGCCAGAAGGGUAAAGAGGCAGAGUCACUGAGUCAAGCAGUGCCUCCUGGACUCCAGUAUCUCACUUUCAUCAGCAUUGUUGAAAGAAGAAGAAAUAAUGCCAGUGCUGUCUCCUGAAAUCAAAUUUGAGCCUUCUAAUGUCACCAGAAAUACCCUUGGAGGUUGUUUUCUUUUUGAGAGUAGUUGGAGGAAAGCAGUGUUAGAAACACAAAAGAUGCAGAAAGAAUACACCACAGCGUUUGGCCUAGAAGAAUUCAAAGAAUGUGUCAAAAUGCCGUAUUUACCAGGAUUGCAAAAUUGCCAAAAAAGCAUAAGUUCCACUCCACUAGAGUUUCAUAGAAAACUCCUGCGUGCUGAUACUGAGAUGCCUCCUGUCAGCCAUGCUACUGAGAACAUGUCAAGUUGCCUACAAGUAUUUUAUUCUCCUCUACAUAUUGCACAACGCCCUGUGAAAGGACAGUCUUGGCAAAGCAGGUUAAAGAAGACUAAGCCCACAUGUACUGUGACACCACUUCAGGAGAAAUCGAAAGGACUCUUAAGGCAUUGUAAUUCUCCUUCCAUCAAUUUUGGUUCUGGCUUCAGCGAUCCUCUUGCUGGAGCACCAUCUCAGUACUUACAGAGACUUUCCAACAUGGCCAUUUUGGAGUAUGACACCAUUCGUCAAGAAACAAGCAAAAAAUUUAAAAAGAGCAAGAAACGAGAGCUUCGAGACUGCUGAUUAUCAUACACUGUGAUGCUUUCUUCACUGACUUUUAAAGUUUAUAUUUUUCCUUUCUUUUCUUUUUUGAUAUGUGAUAUGAUGUGCAACGAUUUACAUAAAAAUGGAAAUGUAAAUAGGAAAUAAAUGUUUUCUGUUAUAUACGAAA
Cervus elaphus (red deer) is the source of this 2760-nucleotide messenger RNA. RefSeq names its product chromosome 21 C8orf89 homolog (gene C21H8orf89). The transcript has 7 exons. NCBI's taxonomy places the organism in Eukaryota, Metazoa, Chordata, Mammalia, Artiodactyla, Cervidae. Bases 1992 to 2612 code for a protein of 206 amino acids. The record is from RefSeq and is a predicted model, not a curated record.